Closterium sp. Naga37s-1 is the source of this 1998-nucleotide messenger RNA. NCBI's taxonomy places the organism in Eukaryota, Viridiplantae, Streptophyta, Zygnematophyceae, Desmidiales, Closteriaceae. The record is from the annotation of a GenBank genome assembly.
AUGCAUUUCGCCCAAGGCAUCGCACGCGUCGCACAGCUCCAUCAACAGGCGGGAUCUGAGAUCGCGCAGCGUGCGAAAUCAGCAGACGCGCAGCUAGCGACAUCGGCAGAUCCGAUCUCUGAGCAGGCUGGCGGCGAAUCGGCAGUGGAAGAGGUCGGCGCGACGACCGUAUUUCACGGCGAUAAUGACGGCGAAAAUCGCGGCGAGAUCCAUCGUAGUAGCCACAGCGACAGUAUCGGCGAGCAACGCGCCGGUUCCAACCCUUCGUCGGCGUCGCUGGGGGCGAGCGAAGCGGCGGUGGACGUUGGACGAGAGGCUGAAGGAGAGAUGGGCCAUCCGACGGUAGAUUCGGGCAAUCCGACGGUGCAGAUGGACCGUCUGGCGAUGGACAUUGGGCAUCCGUCGCAGCGGUCGCUGGACGAGAGGCUGAAGGAGGGCGAUGUGGAGGCUCUCGAGAUUCCGAUGGAGUCGCGGCGCGCGUUCGAGGAGGCGUGGCAGGGGGUGAUAGCGGCGGGCGGCGAGGAGAAACUGUCGCCGCCCAAGGAGAUCGUGUGGCUCAACGGCGCGCCCGGCGCGGGGAAGGGCGCCAACACGCCCUUCAUCCUCCGCACGCGCGGAUUCGAAGCGCGCGCCAUACAAGUGAGCGACCUGUUGGGCGGCAAUGAGGACGUGGCGGCCAUCAUGAGAAGUGGCGGGCUCGUCUCCGACUCCAUGGUGCUGCAGAUCGUGCUGCAGCGAAUCCUAACUCUCGGCAACACGCCAGCCAUGCUACAGGACGCGGAUCACGGCGAGGUGGUGGCGAAUCCCGAGGCGGGCGGCAAAGUGGCCGGCGCUGUGGUGGACGGGUUUCCACGCACCACCGUGCAGGUGGACUUCAUCAAGAUGCUCUAUGACAGGUUAAUGGAGCUGCAUCACAAGUAUCUCAACACGCCCCUGGAAGCACAGUUUCCCCGACCCAUCUUCCGUAUCGCCGUCCUGUACGUGGAGGAGGAGGAGAGUGUGAGGCGGCAGCUGGCACGGGGCAGGGCGGCCAUUCAGCACAACCAGCGGGUGGUGGACAGCGGGAUAGGGGAGCUGCAGGAAGUGCGGGCGACUGACUUGUGUGAGAAGUCAGCCCGCCGCCGCUACCACAUAUUCCGGCAGCACUACGACACUCUGCUGCGCCUCAAGGCCUUCUUCCCCUUCCACCUCAUUGAUGGCAUGGGGACGCUGGCUGAGUGCAGAGAGCAGAUAGAGAAGGAGCUUCAGUAUCAGAGCGCUUUGGAGCUCAACCUAACCACGUUCCGAGCCAUCAGCCACAUUCCCCUCGCCUCUGACAUAGCCAAGUAUGCGCGGCAGAACAUGGUGACUCGCCUCGACAGUUACCAGCAGAAGGACCCUGCUACGUUCAAGGAGGUCAUCGCAGUGAUAGACUCGCAGGUCAUCCCCAUCAUCCGCCGCUCCGCCCUCUCAGGCUUUGCCAUCUUCAACACCGAGCUCCCGGUCUUCUUCGACCGCCCAGGAGCACCUCAAAUGCUGGCGGAUAUUCUAGCAGAGCGUGGCUACUUUGUGUACUGGCAGACGCGCAUUCGGGAGGUGCCAGUGCGCAUAGACCCAUCCACCUUCGCCAUCGAGUGUCUGCGCCGCACCACCAUGGAGUUCCGCAUCAAGUUCGACCGCCCGCUCAUCCGCUCCUCCGACUCCCUCUCCUCCCUCUCCGCCUCCUCCUCCUUCCUCACUGCCACCGCCGCCAAAGCCUCUGCCUCCGCCUCCUCCCCCUCCUACUCCUCCUCUCACUCGCUGCUCACGCUGCAAUCAGCCACGUUCCAACCACCGCCAGAGACUAAGGCAAGCGCCAUGUGCCCUUCGUUCCCUGGGGGGAAUCCGCCCUGCUUUGUGCCGGAUAAGGAGUUGAACGGAGGGAGCUCGGAAGAGGAUGGGUCGGGGGGUGCGAUUUCUCGGCCUGAGGGGUGCCCGCCUCUGCCUCCUUGGGUUCCCACUGGGGAGAAGAGGAGGUGA